AUGAUCAAGCGUUUCGCCAUCCUUCUCCUGGUUGUCCUGGCCGCCAUGCUGAGCUGCGCUUAUGCGGACGAUGCCCCAGCCGUCGAGAAGGAGCCUGCAAAGCCCACGGAGGCGGUUCCACCCGGUGUGACUAUCACAGGAGAAAAGGAACCUGUGCCUAUGAACACGGAGCAGUUUGAGCAGAUUAUUGGUGGUGGAGGUGGCUUCAUCCCGACGGGAGGAAUCACGUACCGCUGGCGCUACACGUAUCCGUUUGCUGGAGGCUUCCGUUAUGGCUGGCGCUACCCGAUCGGCUACUGGAACACUUUUGGACACACGAUCUUUGGCCCAACUUGCAAAUUUGGUCGUCCGUUUGGCGGCUGGUUCUACUGUUAA
Peronospora farinosa is the source of this 375-nucleotide messenger RNA. The record is from the annotation of a GenBank genome assembly. Lineage: Eukaryota; Oomycota; Peronosporomycetes; Peronosporales; Peronosporaceae.